AUGUCUGUUUUUGAGCGUUCACGUGAAUACUGUCUCGAUGCCUUUCUCCAAUCCGUGCCCGCUUUCAUCAUAGCUGCAAAUUCAUCAUUGAUGGGAUUGGUAGAAGGAUUAACUGACCUUAUCUGUGUCGACAUCUUGAAUAAUGGCGUUAAUUACUUCCUCGCUCGUUUCCUCUGCCUCGUCAGCAAAUGCAUCUCUGAGCUCUUCGAUUUCUAUGUAUCCACUCUUGUUUUUAUCGAAGAAAUCAAAGGCUUUCUUGAGAUGCUCGUCAUUUCCCAUCUUCUUCAGGUGUACAGAGAUCGCAACAAACUCACCACAGUCGAGAUAUCCAUCUUUAUCCACGUCACCCUGUGA
Striga asiatica is the source of this 354-nucleotide messenger RNA. The record is from the annotation of a GenBank genome assembly. Lineage: Eukaryota; Viridiplantae; Streptophyta; Magnoliopsida; Lamiales; Orobanchaceae.